AUGCACUUUCUGCUCGCAGUAUUCCUACUUUUGGGCCUUGUACCGCCCGUAUUUCUCUACUGUGCUCAGUGCGGUGGCUUUCAAAAACGAUACAACUUUAAUUUUGAGCAAUUCUUCAAGAAUGUCAAUUUUGGAGCACUCGCUUCUGGCAGCAGCAACGGCGCCGGUGGAAAUGUGCAGUUCUCGAGCUAUGGGUGAGUCUGACUAUCAACAACGACCAAAAAAAAAACGCCGUCAAAUUUCAGAGUUCCACGUCAGCAACAGCGCAUCUUGAACAUGUACGGUCAAGACGCGGAGGCGUUCGGCUCGGCCAUCGGAAAAUCGAUCGGUCAACGCAUUCAACAGGUGAAACUUGAUGACACUUUUUGCCCGAAAGAAACAUGGUGUGCGUGUGCGCGGACGAGAUUUGCAUUUGCACUUAAUUUUUUCUGGCUGCCGUACGGAAGUGCGGGAGCAAAUAUAUAACGAGGGGGGCGAAGGGGGAUCAAAAAUUGCUUUACAGAACGAGAUUUAUGCUCUGUUCUUUUCGGCGGUUUUAUUGGAAAUUUGCAGGCGUACGCGCAGCAGCAGGAGCCCACGACCGCCUACGACAUCGAGUUCACCGCCCCGUCUUCCAGUUCGUCCGCCUCGCCGUCGACACUUCAGACGGCGCCGCCGACGUCGUCGGGCUCCGUGAGCACGUCGCGUCACUCGACGCAUCCGCCAGAGGACCUGCCCACCGUCCAACAAGCCUUUCAGCAGGGAACCCACGGAUUCGGCCACUCGAGCGCCGCGCCCGUCCUCACCUUCUCCAGCGGUCCGAAAGGCGCGAACAGCUUCGGCGGACUGCCCGGAAUGCUGCCACCGCGCGGCGCGCAAUCCGAAGACUGUCCCUGGUGCGGACUCAGCGAGGCGUGGAGGGCGAAACGAAAAGAGUCAGAGGAGAAGAGCUCGACUUGA
Molecule: messenger RNA, 939 nt
Organism: Caenorhabditis sp. 36 PRJEB53466
Lineage: Eukaryota; Metazoa; Nematoda; Chromadorea; Rhabditida; Rhabditidae
Source: the annotation of a GenBank genome assembly